Carlito syrichta (Philippine tarsier) is the source of this 2515-nucleotide messenger RNA. It is a transcript of the gene HRH1, whose product is annotated as histamine receptor H1. Gene Ontology annotation, molecular function: histamine receptor activity; neurotransmitter receptor activity; G protein-coupled serotonin receptor activity. NCBI's taxonomy places the organism in Eukaryota, Metazoa, Chordata, Mammalia, Primates, Tarsiidae. Gene Ontology annotation, cellular component: dendrite; membrane. The transcript has a single exon. Gene Ontology annotation, biological process: G protein-coupled receptor signaling pathway, coupled to cyclic nucleotide second messenger; regulation of vascular permeability; positive regulation of vasoconstriction. The record is from RefSeq and is a predicted model, not a curated record. The coding region runs from base 32 to 1495 and encodes 487 amino acids.
UGAGCCAUAACUGGAGGCUGCUUUUGUGCCAAUGACCCUCCCCAAUUCUUCCUGCCUCUUAGAAGACAACAUGUGUGAGGGGAACAAGACCACCAUGGCCAACCCGCAGCUGAUGCCCCUGGUAGUGGUCCUGAGCACCAUCUCCUUGAUCACAGUGGGUCUCAACCUGCUGGUGCUGUAUGCCGUACGAAGUGAGCGGAAACUACACACUGUGGGGAACCUGUACAUCGUCAGCCUCUCGGUGGCAGACCUGAUUGUUGGCGCUGUGGUCAUGCCCAUGAACAUCCUCUACCUGCUCCUGUCCGAGUGGUCCCUUGGCCGGCCUCUCUGCCUCUUUUGGCUUUCAAUGGACUAUGUGGCCAGCACAGCAUCCAUUUUCAGUGUUUUUAUCUUGUGCAUCGAUCGCUACCGCUCUGUCCAACAGCCCCUCAGGUACCUGAAGUAUCGAACCAAGACCCGAGCAUCAGCCACCAUCUUGGGGGCCUGGUUUCUCUCCUUUUUAUGGGUUAUUCCCAUUUUAGGCUGGCAUCGCUUCAUGCCGCAGACCUCGGGGCACCGGGAGGACAAGUGUGAGACAGACUUCUAUGAUGUCACCUGGUUCAAGGUCAUGACCGCCAUCAUCAACUUCUACCUACCCACCUUGCUCAUGCUCUGGUUCUAUGCCAAGAUCUACAAGGCUGUACGGCAACACUGUCAGCACCGGGAGCUCAUCAAUGGGUCCCUCCCUUCCUUCUCAGAAAUUAAGCUGAAGCCAGAGAAUCCCAAGGUGAAUGCCAAGAAACCAGGGAAGGAGUCUCCCUGGGAGGUUCUGAAAAUGAAGCCAAAAGAUGCUGGUGGUGGAUCUGUCUUGAAGCCUCCAUCCCAAGACCCUGAGGAGACGAAUUCCCCAGUUGUUUUUAGCCAAGAGGAGAAUGAAGCAGUAGGCAAACCCCACUGUUUCCCCCUAAACAUCGUGCAGUUGCAGACUGUGGCAGAGGGGAGUAGCGAGGACUACAUAACUGUCACUCAGGCCCAGAGCCAGCUCAAGAUGGAUGAGUCGGAUCUGAACGUGCACGGGGUCAGUGAGAUGUCAGAGGAUCAGACACUAGGUGAUAGCCAGUCCUUCUCCCGGACAGAUUCAGACACCCCCACAGAGCCAGCACCGGGCAAAGGCAAAUUGAGAAGUGGAUCUAACACAGGCCUGGACUACAUCAAGUUCACUUGGAAGAGGCUCCGCUCACAUUCAAGACAGUAUGUGUCUGGGUUGCACAUGAACCGUGAACGGAAGGCUGCCAAACAACUGGGUUGUAUCAUGGCAGCCUUCAUCCUUUGCUGGAUCCCUUACUUCAUCUUCUUCAUGGUCAUCGCCUUCUGCAAGAGCUGUUGCAACGAGCAUGUGCACAUGUUCACCAUUUGGCUGGGCUACAUCAACUCUACACUGAACCCCCUCAUCUACCCCCUGUGCAAUGAGAACUUUAAGAAGACGUUCAAGAAAAUUCUGCACAUUCGCUCCUAAGGGAGGCUCCUGAGCGAUGCUUAUGAUGUCCAGUGAGGAAAUAAAGGACGAAGGCCUAUGUGUUGCCAGGCACUUGGGUUUUCUGGAGCCAAAACCACAGUCUUAGGGGCUGAGUAGUUUGGAAAGUUCUUUGGCACCAUGGGAAGAACAGUGGAUGGCUGUGGUCAGUAGAGGGAGUGAACUUGGAGGAGAAAGCAGAAUGUGUGUAAGAUGAUCAGACCUGGGGUGGGAGUGCUCCUGCCCCUCAGGAUCUGUGGGAGCCUCAGACUCUCCUUGUAUUUCAAACUUUCAGAUUCAAGUUAAUCAGCAACUGAUGGGACUCGUGGGUAGAGUUUCACUAGAGAAUCAAACAGAAGACUUGAGCCUUCCUGGAGUGGAGCUGUAUGAUCACAAGAGACCUUACAUGGGCAGAUACUUGCUGUCCCCUUCCAGGGGUCACCUUGAGAGGCAUGGCAGCCAUUCCCCCAAGGCUAUCCCUUCUCAAACACCUCUCUUCUGAGCCUCUUCUAUAGUAUUCUCCAGAACCAGUCAGUGUCUGAACCACCCUGGAAAUUCACCCUCAUCUUUUCCACUCAUGCAUGUCUUCGUUGAUAGGAAAUUAUGCGGUUUGCAAAUUCAUUGUUUUUAACCCCUUCUGCAAGGGGUUCCUUUGGCUAUUUAAAAAAUGGUGGCAAAGUUUGCCCUCAAAAGAAAGACAUGAGAUUUGACUGGGUCUACAUUAAAAAUUAAAAGAAGGAAUGGGGGAAGAAUGUCCCCCCGCCACCCCCCCUUUUUUUAGCACUGUCUUAGCUUUAUUUCAUUUAAACCGCAAACACCAUACAACAGGAUUGUGUUCCUGUCUCUAGUUUUUAGAGGAACCAGUUGCAGCAAGGUGAAAGAGGUGCCCAAGGUGAUAUUGCUAUUAUAUUAGAGAGUUAGAAUGACCCUGCUCAUCUAGUUCACUGUAGCACAUUUUCUCCAAAAGACAAAAAAUGUGCUCUAUUAAGUACACACACACACACACACACACACACACACACA